AUGGCCGCAACCGAGGUUAGCGCCACCCGAUUGUACCUGGGCAACCUGCCAAAGGGCGUCACCAAGGCCGACAUUGAGGCCCACUUUGCAACCCACGGUACUGGCGAAAUCACCGAGAUCAAGCUGAUGAACGGAUUCGGCUUUAUCGAAUACAAGGAUGCGCUGGAUGCGCGCGACGUCGUUCCUGCCUUCCAUGGAUCCGACCUGAUGGGCGAACGCCUGACCGUGCAAUUCGCACGAGGCUCUCGACACCGCGAAGGCUUCGCUGGCGCCCCUCCCGGCGGCCACGAGCGCACUGCUCCACGGCCCCGUCGCACCCCGUAUCGCAUGCAGAUAACUGGACUCCCGGGUGAUACGAGCUGGCAGGACCUGAAAGACUUCGCUCGCCAGGCCGGGCUCGAUGUUGUCUACUCGGAAACCGGCCGCGACGGCAAUGGUCGAGGCUUCGUCGAAUAUGAGACAGCCGCAGACUUGAAAAUUGCGGUUGAGAAGCUUGACACUCGCGAAUUCAAGGGCCAACGGGUCACCUGCAUUGCUGAUACCCAACCGGACUUUCCACCCCGUGACCGUGGACGCUCACGUUCCCCUAGAGGAGGACGUCGGCCCUAUGGUGGUCCUCCGGGUGACGCCUACGAACGACGCGGCCCCCCUCGUGGUUACAGCCCGCGCGGAUAUCGCGAGGACUACCGCGACAGAAGCCCCCGCCGUGAUUACUACGAUGAACACCGAUACCGAUCGCCGCCCCGCCGCGGACCUCCUGAAGACUACCCUCCGCCCCGUGGACGAUACGAGGAGCCUUACCGACGUGACUAUGGCCCUCCUCCCGACCCGUAUGCCGCCGGCCGCCCGUACGAUCGACCGCCCAGAGAUUUUCCUCCCCGUGAAGGUGGAUAUGGACCUCGCGAGGGCGGCGGCUACCCUCGUGACGACUACCGCCGGGCCGGGUACUAG
Anthostomella pinea is the source of this 951-nucleotide messenger RNA. NCBI's taxonomy places the organism in Eukaryota, Fungi, Ascomycota, Sordariomycetes, Xylariales, Xylariaceae. The record is from the annotation of a GenBank genome assembly.